Messenger RNA from Patella vulgata (common limpet), 3395 nucleotides. RefSeq names its product chromosome partition protein Smc. NCBI's taxonomy places the organism in Eukaryota, Metazoa, Mollusca, Gastropoda, Patellidae. The record is from RefSeq and is a predicted model, not a curated record. The transcript has 5 exons. The coding region runs from base 69 to 1001 and encodes 310 amino acids.
CCAAUGACUACAGGCGACGCUUAUGGCUUCCGGAUGAUAUUGUCAAACUGUAAGAAGAAAAUAAAGAGAUGACGGAACUGAUAAGUUUUAAUUUUCCAACACUCUCCAAAACUAGACUUCACCAUGUUCCAAGAAGAUAUGAAGAAACUAAGCCAGUUGUAAUACAAAACUUCACUCACCAGAGAAUCUUAGGUAUUGGUAACAAUGUUCACAGACAAAGCUUACAAAAAUUGGAAGAUGAGAAACGGUUUAUUAUUGAACAAACUGAACUAGAAAUUUGGAAACAAGCUGAAUUCCGUCAAGCUGAGGCAAUACAAAAAGUAAAAAAUGAAGCCAAAUUUGAAGUGGAACUGGCUGUCAAAAAAGUUCUGAAAGAACAAGAACACAAAAUCAAGGAAGAAGCCUUGAAGGUUGAAAUGGCCAUGCAGAAGUUAGCAAUAGAACAGAUAAAGACCGAAAGAGCUAAUGGUGAGAAACUAUUAAAGGCCGCUGUGGAGAAGAAUGAAGAGAAAUGUGCCAAGCAAUUAAAACAAGCAGUGGAGGUGGCCAAAGAUCAAGAAAGACGAACUUCUGAAAUAGAAGCCACUAAAUCAGCAAGGAAAUACGCACAAGAAUUAGAAGAUAUAAAAACUAAAGCCCUUCAAGAAAAGGAUGAAGCCAUACAGACCAUCAUUCAACAGAAAGAUCAAGAGAGAAUAAAAGCAGUUCAAGAAGCUAUUGAUCAAGAAGUGGUUAAAGCUAACAAGCAUAUCAGUCAAUUAAUGAUUCAAAAUCAACAAGAAAUUGAAAAAAUUGAGAAAGUGAUUCUGGAUAAAAACUCCGUAAUAGAUGAACUUCAAAAAGAGAUUGUGAAAGUUGAAACUGUCAAAUCUAAACUUAAGAAAAGUUUACUAGAGAUCAGACAGGAGUUUCAAACUUUCAUAGACAGAAUGAAAUUUUUUGAUGAUGGACAAUCUGAUUAUCUGCUACCUUCAUUGUAUCUGGAUGAAUUUGAAAGUUAAUGGCUUAAAAACCGAUCUUGGUUGCUAAAAUAAUUUGUCAGAAAACGAAUCUGGCUUGUCAUAAUAUUAUACUCUUUAUUUGAGAUUGACGAUUUCAUUGUUUUGAGCUGCCGAUUUCAGUAAGGGAACUACUCAAUAAUAUUAGUUUUGUAAUAUAACAACAAAAUUGCAUAUAAAAACAAAUUUAGACGCAUUAAUCAGGGCUUGCCACGAGAUGCGAGCGAUCACUCCUGCACGCAAGUUUAGUCACUUUGUGAGAGUAGUCGCUCGCUCACAUCGUUCAGUGGAUAGUUGUUAUCAAACUCAUUGCCUUUUGGGUCAAUAUUUAUCAUUUUUACAAACCAUUCUACUUUUGGCUUAAUUACAACGCAUUAAUUAUUACUUGUUGAUUAAGAAGUCAAUCAACUUGCUUGUCGGCUCAAUAACAGUCAUACCUUAGUGAGAAUCGGCCUUGUGGUUCAUAAUUUGAGUAAUUAGCAUAUUUAACAAGCUUGCUGAUUAUUCAUACCAGGUCCAGUAAGUUGUGAAAAGCCACGUGGCAAAUGAAGAUGGUCUCGGCAUGGAUUGUGAAUCGAGAUCUCAGGAAUUGUGCCCUUUUCAACACUCUGUAGAUAUUAAAAUAAUAAAUAAAUCAUACAUUUAAUGGUUUCACUGGCCAGUUGUUAGUUAAAUUUAAAUAGUCAUUGAAUAUCCCGAGAAACAGUCAUUAAUAUUUUUCCGACAGAAUCUCCGAUACCGAAUCCCAAUGAUACGUGACAUACAUCGGUUGGAAUUAGGUCAAUAAACCAGCAAUUCUAGAUGAUUUAGUUUUAAAACACGUUCACCGUUAUAGAUUAUUUAUUUUAUGCUGACAGAGGCUUAAUUUUUAAAAUAUUGUCGUUUAAUAUUAUUGAAAGAUAUGUCAUCAUAGUGGUACGAAAUUUCAUUUUAUAAACCAAUUUCAAUUAUGGUUAUUACUUGAUCAUUGUGCGUUUUGUCUAUCAUCUAGAAUGAAUAAAAACUUUGCAAGUUACGUGAUAGACAAAACCAAAAAUUUGUGUCAAAUAUGAAAAAAUGCCAUGGUGCCGUAUCAGCUAAUUUCAGCAACAUUUUCUAAUACUGGCCGUAGUAAAAAAAAUCCAAAUUUUCGAUCAACUGAUAUCUUAUUUCGCUUUAUCCAUUGAAUAAACGAAGACAGUAAUUUAUUCAGAAAUUUUACUGACGUGAAUUUAAUAUGGAAAAUUUUCAGAAGGGUGUACAAUAUACCUAUUUGUCGUUAUUUUUUGUGGUAAUCACAUAUUUUAGCUUAUUCAUUAUACAACAUUACCAAGAAUUGUUUUUGUUGACGUCUGGUUAUAUUAAAGGGAAUGGGGCUUAUAAUUACCCUGGUUAUAUUAAAGGGAAUGGGGCUUAUAAUUACCCUAUUUCCUAUGGGGACUUCAUUUGACCCAUUUCUGGCCAGUUCAUUUCAAAAUGGGUUAAGAACCCUGAUCCAUAAGUAAUUAUUCCAACUUACUAUAUUAUUCCACAUCCGAUUUUUUGUCUUCAUUGAUGUGCGGUCUAUUGCUCAUGUAAAGCGAAUUUGCGGAAGUAAAUUUAACCACUCGCCAUACUUGUGCAAGGUCAAUUUUGUGUGAGUGCUUAAUUACUUGCCAUCAUUUUCCUCAUGGCAAGCCCUGCAUUAAUUUCUUGCUCACUUUAAUGUGUAUUAAAUACAGAUGCAGGAAUCUCGGCAUCCGAAGUCUUUUCAGAAACCAAAAUAAUGUGCAUGUAUUCAUAAAUAUUACUACAGUAUCUUUAAUUUUUAUUGAGCCUUAUUUAUUUAUUUUGAUGUGAUAUACAUGUAUUCAUGAUACACAAUUUUGUCUACUUUGAGUAUUGAGCUAUAUUCCUAAAAUUAAUUCAUAAAUAAUGAUCCUUGAUUUGUAUUUUGUAUCAUCUUUUACUAAUGACUCAGGUCCAAUUUGUUCUAAGUGUCUUAUAUUUAUACACGUUUAUAUUUGCUAUGUGUAGAUUGGUAUGGCCUGGUUCAAUAAGUGAUUAUCUCCUAUGAGUUGUUUUGCCACCUGGUUUCUGGAGAGCAAAGAAUUAUAUAGCAAUUAGUAACUGGAAAUGUCAUUUUUUUGCAAAUUUUUCCACAGAAAUACUCACUACAAGUACAACUUGUCAGUGAGCACAUGUUUGUCAUUGAACCAGACAAUAACAAUUUUAUAAUUAGUCAGUUUUAUACAAAUUAUAUUGGUAUCUGCAAAUAGAGUAAUAUUUAACCAUACUGUGAUAUAAUGUAUUGUGCUAAAAAUGUUCUAUAUAUUUAUAUCUAUAUAUUAUAUAUCUAUUUUACAAGUAUUCUGCUAUUUUUUAUAAGACAUUUUUCUGCUUGUCCUUUACAAUACAUACAUUUAUAAUAUCAAUCUA